Macadamia integrifolia is the source of this 1127-nucleotide messenger RNA. RefSeq names its product peptidyl-prolyl cis-trans isomerase Pin1-like. Gene Ontology annotation, molecular function: peptidyl-prolyl cis-trans isomerase activity. The record is from RefSeq and is a predicted model, not a curated record. The transcript has 2 exons. The coding region runs from base 434 to 793 and encodes 119 amino acids. Gene Ontology annotation, cellular component: nucleus; cytosol. Lineage: Eukaryota; Viridiplantae; Streptophyta; Magnoliopsida; Proteales; Proteaceae.
AGCCAAGAAGGGAAGGAUCCUCUUUCCAAUUCCAAUCGAUUGCAAUCCUUAAAAAUUUUCCUUCACUGCAAGUCUGCAACUUCUGUAGCUUUCUAUUAUUCGUUAAGAAGAGAAAAAUAAAUAAAGGGAAAUAAUAAAGGAGGAAAAGCAAAGGAAUCAUAGAUUUUUAUGUUCAGAUUCUUCUACAAGAAUACCCCAAAAGGACAGGUCACAAGGCACACGGUGAAGGACACCUUUUAAGGGAAAGCGAAGCAAGCAAGCAAGGGAGCUUCACUUUACCUAAUCCCUCUCUGUUGGGUGUGUUUUUGUGCUAAAAAUUUGGAAACUGGAAGGAAAGAUAGGGAACGAUCGUAAGAGGAAGAAAGCUUCGGCUUCGUCAUCGGAUCGACCAGAGAAGAAGCAGCAGCAACAACAACACAGGAAGAGGAUCCAAAUGUCGAACUCCAAUCAAGUGAGGGCGUCUCACAUCCUCAUCAAGCAUCAGGGUUCCAGAAGGAAAGCUUCUUGGAAGGAUCCGGAAGGUCGCAUCAUCAUAAACACCACUAGGGACAGCGCUGUCUCUCAGCUUAAGGCCCUCCGUGAGGACAUCGUCACUGGCAAGGCCAAGUUCGAGGACCUCGCCUCUCGUUACUCCGAUUGCAACUCCGCCAAGCGCGGUGGCGAUUUAGGUCCUUUUGGCAGAGGGCAGAUGCAGAAGCCUUUUGAAGAAGCAACAUAUGCUCUGAAAGUCGGAGAGAUUAGUGACAUUGUGGAUACUGAUAGUGGUUCUCACAUAAUUAUGAGAACUGCCUGAUCGUUGAUCCAAACACGGGUGCAGUCAAUUUUCUACAGAUCAGCUUUUCUUUCCAAGUUAGUUUUUGCUGCUUAUCCAUUAGGGGCAGUUGAGCCAUGUUAUUACAUGCUUAUAUGGCAAAUCAGAGAGCGUCCAUUGUGAUCCACUUUCAUAAAUUCUUAAUUACAUUUUGAUACUGUAUUUGGAGGUACUUUUGUGGAAACAAUUCAUGAUCAGCGAGAGCUGUUUUUGCUUGUGUUUCUAAUGCUGACGCUUUGAUUUUUAAGAACCAACUUGCUUGGGGUUGAAGGCAGUAUUCCACUAAAUAAAUAAGUUAUUCUUUUGGGAUCUGUUA